This is a messenger RNA of Cooperia oncophora, 210 nucleotides long. The record is from the annotation of a GenBank genome assembly. NCBI's taxonomy places the organism in Eukaryota, Metazoa, Nematoda, Chromadorea, Rhabditida, Trichostrongylidae.
AUGGGCCGACUUCUGCUCACCGCCAUCGUCAGCGCUUCGGGUGUUACCAUUACAGCAUCACUACUAUGCUUACUUCUCGUCAUUCACGACAUCAAUGUCAUCUACGAUGACGUCAUCAGUGAAAUGAGAGAAUUUCAAUCCCAAGGCAUCAUUUCGCCAUGUCCACCGAUCGUCAAGUCUCUUUUUGAAGAACGAGUUAGCAAGAAAUAG